UUGACAUUUGUUUACUUUGUAAUGUGAAAAAUUUAUCUAAUUAAUGAAAAAAACUAUAAAAAUAAAUUUUUGUGAAAAUGUUUUUGUGAUUUGAAACUAAAAUUCGUAAAGUACAGUUUAAUAAACCUUUCCAAGGUCUUACACACAGUAAAUUUUCAGGGAUGGGGCGGCAUUUUUGUCAGUGCCCCAGGGCGCCAACUUUCUAAAUCUGGCCCUGCAUAUAAGGCACCUCAUUUCGCAUCCAAUAUAUGUAUUGGAGCCGACAGACUUUAUCCUGGACCCAAGUCUACAAUUUAAAGGUAUCGCGAAAAUGGAUGCGCCAUCAGAAGCGCAGUGUGACGAUGAGCCCGGUUGUUCUUCCGGCAGUGACGAGAAAUUCGAAGCUGUAGGUUCUGCUGAUAUCAGUAUUCGGCCUACGCCAUUGAUAAAUCCAAAUGAUUUACGUGAUCGCAUUGAGCACGGAGUAAAUGCUUUAAAGGAUAUGUUGAUUGCUCAUGAAAUUACAAUGGAUGGAGAGUUUCGACUUAAAGAAAGAAUGACACCAAACAACAGCCUUGAAAAGGCCAUAACCGACACUAUCAAACGAGCAUUUUGGGAUAUUCUCCGAUCAGAGCUAGAGAUGACACCUCCUUGUUAUGAUCAAGCUUUGAGACUUUUAGAAGAUGUAAAAAUUGGUCUUUCAAAUGCUGUGUUACCUCACCAGAAGAAAUUGAUUCAGAGUAUUAAUGAAGUUCUCGAUUCUGAUGUUAUAAGACAACAAGCUACAGCAGGUGUAUUAGAUUUUAAGUCAUACGCGGACUAUGUGUUAAACAUGAUGCUGAAAUUGUGCGCCUCAGCACGGGAUGAGAGAAUUGAAAAGCUGCAGCAAUGUACAGAUGUUGUACAGAUUUUUAAAGAAAUUUUAGAGAUAUUGGAUUUGAUGAAAUUGGAUUUGACUAAUACAUCUAUACAACUAGCCAGACCAGAUAUUAUUUUGCAUAGUAUUCAAUAUGAGAAAGAUAAAUUCAAUGAGUAUGUUAAAAGCAGAGAAGGUCUGGAAGAUUGCUUACGUUAUACAAAAAUGUGGUUGCAAAGGCAUGUUGGUACGAUCGAACAUCCAAAAACGAAUGAAGAGGUACUAGCAUGUGCUUAUUUAGAAGUGAUUGAAUGGUAUGAUGAGGAAACAUUUCCUGAGACGUUGGUUUUGGAUAAAGGACGCUUUUUUGAAUUGCGCGAUGGAGUUGUUAGGCUGCUUUGCUCGGCUACUCUCUACACGUUGGGUUUGAAUCAAAUUACAAUAAUUAAAGAAGUGGCAUCCUUCAAACAAAAACUUCAGAGUGACAUCACAACGCUUAUGAGUUCCGUAGAGAAAAAUGAAGAUUUCAACAAUAUUAUGCCAAAUUUAAUAUUACAAAUUAUUACGGAUAUAAAAAUGACAUUGGAAGCCUGUGGCUAUUCCCAAUUAUCUUCCCAGGAGGAAGAUGCAAUACGAGUCAGACUGGAACAAGUGGCAAAUCCUGCCCAUAAUAUUAGAGUAAUCCUGAAGCAACGGCUCAUCGAAUAUUUUCGUUUAUGUGCUGGUAGUCCCAGAGGACCCAUAGGCAUAGAUAUACCUCAAGGAUGGCAAGUGUGGAAAAAUGAAAUUUUGCAUAUGUCUGCGAGGUUUUGCAGGCUAACUAUUCACAAUCGUGGUGUAUUUGGUGAACAUUAUAUUAAUAUUAUAGAAGAAGCACAAAAGAAUACUGACAUGUGCAGUAAAUAGUAGUAUAUUAAUAUUUCUUCAUGUUUAACAAUACAAAACAUAACUAUGAUCAAAUGAUGAAUAAAAUUAUUGUAUAAUUUUUUUAUCAAGCAUUUUACUAACUAGUGGUUAAUGACAUCGUGCCUUAAGGCAAAUUGCUUGAA
Messenger RNA from Ctenocephalides felis (cat flea), 1884 nucleotides. RefSeq names its product T-complex protein 11-like protein 1. The record is from RefSeq and is a predicted model, not a curated record. Gene Ontology annotation, biological process: signal transduction. Bases 311 to 1741 code for a protein of 476 amino acids. Lineage: Eukaryota; Metazoa; Arthropoda; Insecta; Siphonaptera; Pulicidae. The transcript is spliced from 9 exons.